Molecule: messenger RNA, 1820 nt
Organism: Phodopus roborovskii (desert hamster)
Lineage: Eukaryota; Metazoa; Chordata; Mammalia; Rodentia; Cricetidae
Gene: Rbmx2
Product: RNA binding motif protein X-linked 2
Exons: 6
Coding region: 66-1073 (335 amino acids)
Biological process (GO): mRNA splicing, via spliceosome
Cellular component (GO): U2 snRNP; catalytic step 2 spliceosome; precatalytic spliceosome
Molecular function (GO): RNA binding
Source: RefSeq, a predicted model, not a curated record
GUGAACGCCCUUCGUAGCCUUACCCGGAAGAUGAUGACUUGAGGGAGAAGCGGGAAGGCGCGAAUAUGAACCCUUUAACUAAGGUGAAGCUGAUCAACGAACUGAAUGAGCGAGAGGUUCAACUUGGGGUGGCAGAAAAGGUGUCUUGGCACUCGGAAUACAAGGACAGCGCCUGGAUCUUUCUUGGAGGGCUUCCUUAUGAACUGACAGAAGGAGACAUCAUCUGUGUGUUCUCACAAUAUGGGGAGAUUGUCAACAUUAAUCUUGUGAGAGACAAGAAGACUGGCAAGUCCAAAGGAUUCUGUUUCCUGUGUUAUGAAGAUCAGAGGAGCACAAUUCUGGCUGUUGACAAUUUCAACGGAAUUAAGAUCAAAGGAAGAACUAUCCGUGUGGACCAUGUGUCAAACUACCGGGCUCCUCAGGAAUCAGAAGAUCUGGAUGAUGUGACCAGAGAGCUCCAGGAGAAGGGCUGUGGGGCUAAUACACCUCCAUCAAGUUCUCCUGAGGUGUCUGAAGAUGAAGAUGUUAAGCCCACAAAAAAGCACAAAAAAGACAAAAAAGAGAAAAAGAAAAAAAAGAAAGAAAAAGAGAAGACUGAGCACAAGGUACGAGCAGAGCUGCCCUCCUGCUCUUUGUCCUCUGGAAGCAAGACAGUAAAGGAAAAGGAUGACCAUGGCCCAAAGAAGCACAGCAGCGAGACCUCAGAGAAAGCCCAGAAGUCGGAAUCCAGAGAGGGGAGGAAGAAGCACCCAGGCUCCCCUGAUAUGAGGAGUCCCUUCCAUGGUAUAGCAGAGGACCCCGAGUGGGAGCCAAAGAAAGAGAAACCCAAGCAUGAGCAUAAGUCCUCGAGCAGGAAGGAGGGAGAAGAAAAGAGCAGAGAUAAGGAGAGAGGGAGGAGCUCAGGUACUCAUUCCAGCAGGCAUGGUGGGCAUUCUGAAGGGCGGAGUCAUAGAAGUAGAAGCAGGAGUCAUAGAAGUAGAAGCAGGAGUCCUGAUAAGUCCCAUAGGCAUAAAAAGCAUAGGCACUCCUGGGAGCGGGAAUCCUUCCAUGUCAGUGACCGUAGACAUUAUUGAAGUCCUGCCAGCUGGCCAGUUCUUUGAAAAUGAAUUUUGUUGCAUAAAUAUCAAAUUGUCUUUGUUGUUAUUUUUAUAUGUAAAGUUUUGGGGCUGAAUUCUUUCAAUCCCUUAUAUGACAGAGUUGUUCAGAAGGGUAUAGUUUCAACCCAAUCCACUGUCCCUGGGAAUAGUUGGUACUGACCAGAGUAUGUGCCUAAAAUUUGGUUCACAGAUUUGGCCUAUCGACUUCUGAUUUGAGAUUGUUGGGAAAGGCAAACACAAGGCAAUGAUGGAGUUCUAGUCUUCAUGUUAGAGAUUUGAGUUCAGUACUGUAGGACCUUACCAGAUGGCAGGAACAACUGUAGAAAGCCACAGCUUAUGAGAUUUGGAGAGUGUAAUAUGGAUAUGAUAGGAUUUUUUUUCAAGACAGGGUUUCUCUGUGUAGCUUUGGAGUCUGUCCUGGCACUCGAUUUGUAGACCAGAUCCAUCUGCCUCUACCUCUGGCUCCCAAGUGUUGGGAUUAAAGGCAUGCACCCCCCCCCCCCAGUGUGAUAGGAUUCUUAAGGCCAGCCAGUUCCCUCUCCUUUAUAUUUCGUGUUUGUUUUGUCAUGUCUGAGAUGGAACCCAGGUCAUUGCACCUGCUAGGAAAGUGCUCUAUUACUCAGCUCUAGCCCAGUUCCCUUUAUUUUGUUUUUGGUUCUUGAUGGUUACAUAUAUCUCUAGGUAUUUUUUUUUCUUUGUAACUUAUUUGUUUGUCUUGAGAUG